Molecule: messenger RNA, 2735 nt
Organism: Mizuhopecten yessoensis (Yesso scallop)
Lineage: Eukaryota; Metazoa; Mollusca; Bivalvia; Pectinida; Pectinidae
Product: beta-galactosidase-1-like protein 2
Exons: 14
Coding region: 19-1527 (502 amino acids)
Biological process (GO): carbohydrate metabolic process
Cellular component (GO): vacuole
Molecular function (GO): beta-galactosidase activity
Source: RefSeq, a predicted model, not a curated record
UUGUUACGCGACCCUGACAUGGAAGUAAGAACCGAUUAUGACGGCUACAUGUCUGCAGUGAAUAACUUUUUCACGUACCUUAUGCCUCUUAUAGCACAGAAACAGCACUCCCAAGGUGGUCCUAUCAUAGCAGUACAGAUUGAGCAUCAGUAUGGAUCCUUUAGUGAAGACACUGAGCACUUACAGAAUCUAAAAAAGCUGAUGGUACAGCUCGGUGUGCGAGAAAUGAUGCUGACGUCAGACGGUUGGAGGGAUGAUAAUAAACUAGGCAUGGCAGUAGCACCUUUCCACGAUGCCGCCCUACCGACAGUCAGCAUCAGCAACAUUGAGGAAGGAAAGCCAGCGUUUGAUCACAUCAGAGGUCUGAGUCCAGACUUCCCACUAUUUGUCUCCAGCUUCUGGUCUGGAGCGAACAACUACUGGGGAGAAAGCUUCAACUCUGGCUCCACACUUACAGAGUUUACAUCAAACCUAGAGGAGAUACUGAACACAGGAGCCUCAGUCAACUUCUACAUGUUCCAUGGAGGUACAAACUUUGAUAGUACUGCUGGGGCUAGUGAUCGUCAUGGCUACCGGCCAGGAAUCACAAGUUAUGAUUAUGAUGCACCGUUAACAGAAUGGGGAGCCAUAACACCUAAAUUCAAGGCUAUCACAGAAAUGCUUCUGAAGUACGACUACAUCCGACCCGAGGAUUUAGUAUUAUCGGAUAUAUCUCGAGUUCCACAGAAGACUGCUUAUGGUAGUGUGGAAAUACAAGCCUAUCUGAGUUUUGAGAACAUGCUGUCUAGAGUGAAGGAUGUCCAGAGGUCCCGCCUUUUACUGACAAUGGAGGAGCUGAAGAGAGGUCAAAGGUCAGGUUUCAUACUGUACAGGUCAACCAUACCUAGUGCGACCAUCCUCAGACUGACCGACAAGCCUCGAGACAGAUUACAGCUGAUGCUGAACGGUAUAAACAUGGAGAAGGUGUUUGACUGGACCACUGCUGACUUCCAUACAACUGACGUCUCCUCUGAAAGUAUUUUCACCAACAACACACUGGACCUUCUGAUUGAAAAUGCCGGUCGGGUCAGUGAGGUCAAACAGGGGUCAAAAUGGCUGGACAUGCAGAGGAAAGGUCUCCAUGGUGAUGUGCUGGUUGACCGCCACGCUAUUGAACACUGGUCAAUCUACAGCCUAGAUUUCUCAACCAACUACAUCAACAGAAUCAGAACGUUUGACAAUUGGAAGCCAUUUGCCUCACCGGGUUUGGUGCCAGCAAUGUACCGAGCAGAGCUUUACAUAGAUCAACCACCCACAGACACAUUUCUAUCCCUCGCAGGCUGGCAGAAGGGGAUGGUCUUUGUGAAUAGCCACAUGGUUGGUCGUUACUGGAGUGUGGGGCCCCAGAGGUUUCUUUAUGUCCCCUCUUCCUUCCUGAAACGAGGGGUAAACUCGAUUUUGAUAUUUGAACAGCACAAGGCAGGAUCGACGAUAUAUUUUUCUGAUAAACCGUCCAUAGGAAAAAUGAUGGCAACUGAAAAGAACUGACAGGAUUUUCUAAGAAAGAAAUUGACAUUCCAGGACAUAAUGUCAUCUUCUCAUCAUCACUGAACCUAUGCGAAGUAUCUGAACAUGACAGAUAAGUCUAUACUUUGAUGGAGGAGAGUGAUCAGGGCUGUAUGACCUUAAACACUCAUUAAUCCACUAUCAACCUUCUUCCUAGAAUCUCAUAACUUGUACAGUCAAGGUAACACCAUAUAUGGCUAUCACGAACUCUGUGGUCUUAGCAGCACCAUGUAGUGUUUAUGAAACAUUGUCAUAAUCAUUCCCGGGUUUUUGUACUAGAGAGCUAAUGCAAUCUUUUCCUGCAUUUCACAUAAUUAGCUCAAUAUCCUGUAAUUAUGGCGGAUAGCCUUUUUGCAGCAACAGUAAGGUGAACUUACCUAAUAUGACGCUCAACAAUAGCAAUUCCUACCAUUGCUAAAGAGUACUGAGACAGGUCUCUCUGUCGUCAGGGACCAGCUAGAUCAGAAACUUUCUCGGUUGACAAGGAGCGGAUGUUCAGUUGGUAGUCACUAGUAGUGUCUAGUGUCCAAUGACUCUUCCAGAUUUAAAUACUAACUUUAAAUCUUGAGCAGUUACCAAUUGGUACCAGUGACCAAUUGUGACAAGAGAAUUCCUAGAUCUGGGUGGAAAGUAGUGGGGGUUAACACCUAAAAAUAGGAGGAAAGGGUGAUUUGCGAAGUUGAAUAUUGGCUCUGCUUCGCCUAAAUUAGUCAGGUUUGCUUACACAUCCAGAGAAACAAAGAUUUUCUAUGUUACCCGUCCAAACAUUCCUCAUUUACAUAAUUAUGAUAAACUAGGAUUCUCUACAUUACCAUUUAAAACAUUCCUCAUUUAGAUACUUAUGUAUUUUUAUGGUGUAUUAUAUACAUAUUAUGUAAAAUAUGUGUUUUGCAUGUUAGGUGAUUGAUGAUAAUGAUAUUGAUUUGCGAUUAUAUUUUAUUUUCUCUGAUAACCGACUCUGUUAACGUGUGUAAGAAGAAAUGUAAGUUUGAGCUUAUUGUAAUUUAUUUGAAAAGCUGAAUCUGUUCAUUAUUAAGGAUGCAAGUGUGAGAACUGUUGUAAUUAUCAAAGUUGUUGAAUAUGUUUUGUCCAAUAUUAUUUUAAUUUCUGUGAGAAUAUAUGUGUACUUAUUGAGAAUGUAAGAGUUGAUAAUUAGGAUGCCAUUGUGAUCUCAUUUAAUUGCGUCAGAG